CUUCCUUUAACCCCGUGCUUGGCACUCCCGGCAUUAGAAAACACGCGUUAAGGUCAUAAUGAUCCUUUGUUUCAAUCCAAAUUUCGCCUUUCCGAGUAGUUGUUAGUGUUUUAGUUAAUUUUUUCCCUGCGAUUAGAAAUAAUAAGGGUGCAUCGAUAGACUGAGUGGAUGUUAGAAAUCGGUCGUGAAAGUGCGUAAAUGGGGUGCAACACGAGCAAGGAUACCGCGUUACAGCCUCCCGAGGAAGCGAAGGACAAGAACGAGAACGACUCGCCGAAAGUUGAUGGAAAUAAUGUAGACGAAAUAACAGAAACAAAGGAGGAGAAACCGCCCUCGGCCAAGACCAUAACGCUACAGUCGGAGACCGCGGACGGAGUCGAAGAAGCCGUAGACCUAACGGAUCCCGAUCUCGCAGGAGCGGCGACGAAGAUACAGGCGGCCUUCAGGGGACACCAGACGAGAAGGACGAUGAAGCACGAGGACAAGGCGGCAAAAUCGACCGGUUCGCAGCAGCAGCAGCAGCAGCAACACCAGCAGGAAGAGUUCGAGAACGAUUUCGGAUCCGAUGACGUAGAAUUGACUCACGCCGCGACGAAAAUUCAGGCGUCAUUCAGAGGUCACAUGGUCCGCAAGCAGAUGGAUAAGGAGGACGGCGACCAGAAACCCCAAAAGCCGACGCCCGAAGAAGAGGAGCUCGACAUAGACCUCACCGAUCCGGAACUGAAUAAGGCGGCGACGAAAAUUCAGGCGUCGUUUCGCGGUCACGCCGUACGCAAAGAUCAGCCCGGACAGACCGAGACGAAAUGAAGCGAAAAACGUAUACAGUGUGUUAAUACCUACGAAGCGAAUCACGUUACUAACCUACUAUUAUACAGUGUGUGAUUUAUAUUUAGUCCUGUACAUACUUUCAUUUAUCGAGUACUCGUAGCAAUAUACUUUGUUCCCUUCAACUCCUUAGAGUAGGUCCCAGUUUUAGAAAUACUACCCUUUGUCUUUGACCUAUAACCGCCUGCCUUGCUGCAGACAGACGGACGGGACGGUUCGAUACUUUUCUAGUACUAUUCUCGUCAAUUUUAGUAUAGUUCUCCGCGGGACGUUGUGGAUCCGCCCCACAAUGUCGCCCGAAGAGCUAGAGCACUAAAUUAUUUCAAGUGCCAGCACCAAAAACCUACCUUUUCUAUAUUACUAAUAAAAGAAGACAGUAGCUGAUGGUAGUUUUAAAAAUUGUUACUCCGGGCGAGUCGCCCCGCUAAACUAGCAGAAGUUUAAAUAAUUAUAAUAAUUAUUGGCAUUAUUGUUAAUGCUCAAAGGUAUAAAUGGAUAUAGUUAUAGUUUUAUGGAGGAUUUAAAAGAGGCAUUUGUUAAUAUCCCACUCUACUAUUAUUUAUUAUUGUAAAGGCGGCGUUCAGAUUGUAUCUUACGUUGAAAGAACACACGUUUACGCUUACUUAUGUAAAUUGUAUAUGGCGGCAGCAAAUAAAGCGGUAUACCUUUG
Messenger RNA from Photinus pyralis (common eastern firefly), 1495 nucleotides. It is a transcript of the gene igl, whose product is annotated as neuromodulin. Lineage: Eukaryota; Metazoa; Arthropoda; Insecta; Coleoptera; Lampyridae. Bases 199 to 807 code for a protein of 202 amino acids. The record is from RefSeq and is a predicted model, not a curated record. The transcript is spliced from 5 exons. Gene Ontology annotation, molecular function: calmodulin binding.